GCACGGUCACACUGCUCUCGAUGGCAGUGACAUAACCUCUCUCCGCUUAUUGUCCGGAGUAAAUUGUAUUUUUCGAAAACAUAAAUCGCAACUUGCGUUUGGGUUGGCGAGAUGUUGAAGCUGAACCUCGUGAACCAGUUGCGAACGACGUACAAGCGCUGCUUGGCCGGACAGUCGCUGCAGGCGCAGCUGAGUCCCGCGGAUGCGGAGCCGGCGUACCCGGAGAUUCGGGAUCUCUCCUUCAAGGCCCGAAAGCAAAGAGAGGCUGCCGACUGGCAUGAGGAGAUCCGCCAGGUGCCCACGGUGGAGGAGAAGUUGAUCAAGAUCAACAUGCCCCGCUACUACGGCUAUAAGGUGGUCGACUUCAACGACUCCAAGAUCCCCUACAACGCACUGCCGCUCACGCAACACUAUACGCGCACGGUUCUCGAGGAUCUGGAUGUGGCAUCUCCAGCUGCAUCGCCGGAGGUCGCUGACCAAGCGGACAAAAGCAUAAGCAGCCAGGACGCUCUGGUCAAGGCGACCCGCGAGGAUGUCAUCGAGGCGCUGGAGUUCGCUCACGACUACUACAAGCACCUGGAGAAGCUGCCCAACUCGGCGCAACCCAGCGACGUUGAGCGUGAGCGCAUCCUAACGCAGAUCAUUGUCGAACAGCUGAACAGGACACUGCUGCAGGCUCUCAGCGAGGAGUACAAGCACCUGGAGGAGGCCGAGGUGGACUACAAUCCACGGCACGAGGCCUUCUGGGCGGUGGGCGGAGUAGAUCCCCCCAAGAACGUGCAGAACUCGAAGAAAGGCCGCGAGUGGCAAAAGGAUGACGCCAACGAGAGCAUUGACCGGCUGGUUCAGUACAGCGGAACGCCCUACCUCUCCCUGCGCCAUCGAAAGCAAUUGUCGCCCUGGAAAACGCCAGCCGAGUGCGAAGAUCUCCAGCUGAGCAAACAAAUCCCGCGCUUCAAGCACGACCCGCGCACACUGGGCUACAGCACCAAGCACCAGCAUGCCACCAAUGUGCCGGGCUAUUGGCCCAAAGGAAACGAGCACAAUUUUGGACUGAUCUCGUUCCAAUCGAGGGCUCACCUUCAACUGCGACCCAAAUCGUAUGGAGAGCAAGAUCUGCAAGAAGCUCUUCACGCUCUGGCGAUUAAAUCGUCAUACGCUUGGCUCUUGGCCCAGGCCAACUACAAUGGCUUCAACACCUACAACGAACUGACCUACCCCAUGAACACGCAAACUGUGAUCACCAACGGCAGGGAGUGGAGCUUCUACGAGUAUCAAUUGAACACCCUGCUGCUGCACGGCCACCACCAGGAGGAGAAUCCGCGGGUAAACUUCUGUCGCGGAACGAAGCCCCUGCCGCUGUACGCGGAGAUUUCGUCGAGUGGCAAGUGCGUGGAUUUCAACGACACCACCCUGCGUCAGCUGCUCAACUUCUAUGCCAACGUUCCAACCAUUCAGAGGAGUAUUGGGGAGCAACAGCCUUAUGUCUCGUCCGACAUCACCGCCUAUGAGAACGCCGAGCAGCGCGAGUUUAUAAGCAAAACCUUCAAACACCUGGCCUCGAACCGCCCGCGACACUUGGAGCUACCUGAAAUCUACCUGUGGGAGAAGUUGUACAAGAUCGACAACAAGAACCGCGCCAUGGAGGCGAAGCGUCGCUUCUUUGAGCUGGACAUCAAUCCUUGGCGGCGACCGCUCGAUCAGCACGACAAGGAGUACGUGCCACGCGCACUCCGACCAGGCGUACGAAAAAAUCAAAACAGAUUCAAAAAGACGUACUACCCUUGAAUAAAUAAAUAGAAAUUAACAUUUCGAAAGUUAAACUUGUUACAAA
Molecule: messenger RNA, 1834 nt
Organism: Drosophila biarmipes
Lineage: Eukaryota; Metazoa; Arthropoda; Insecta; Diptera; Drosophilidae
Gene: mRpS30
Product: 39S ribosomal protein S30, mitochondrial
Exons: 2
Coding region: 112-1788 (558 amino acids)
Biological process (GO): translation
Cellular component (GO): mitochondrion; ribosome; mitochondrial large ribosomal subunit
Molecular function (GO): structural constituent of ribosome
Source: RefSeq, a predicted model, not a curated record